GAAAGCGAAUUAUUAAAGAAUUUGAUAACCGCGGCUCAGCCAGGACAGUUUAUAGGACAAAGACAGAAUGCAAUGUUGGUUAAAGCUGGGGACGACAACGCUUUAUGGGUCGGGCAAAUGAAAAAAGCAUUGAAGACUAACACUAUCAAAUUGCCGUCAAUGAAUAUACUUCACGAGGCGAACAGAGAAAUCUAUUUACCCGAGAUAAAUGAGCCAUGUGCUUAUGAUGAUAUUCAAGUGGUACACGACGGGCCCAUUUGUUAUGUGCACUUUGACUUUUAUAAUGGAGCUAUGGAUAAACACCAGGCUGCGAGACUUGUUCAAUCAUUACAGCUAAUUGACGAGAUGCCUGAUGUUAAAGUUGUUGUACUUAUGGGUGGCGAGAGAUUCUUUUCAACAGGUACAUGUUUCACUUGUUAAUGUGCCACAUAACGAACUCGGUUGUAUGCAACAAUGUACGUCUACGAUAAUACGGAAGCGUACACGUACUUCUUUAAGUGCCAUAUUGCCACUUUGACCACACACUCUUAAAUACAUAUAUGUAAACUGUUCCCUUAAAACUCAAUUAUUUCACUUUAAACUUUAACUUUCUCACUUUUUGAUUUAUUUUCUAGUGUACCUUACACCUAUUGAAGCGUAAA
Messenger RNA from Ruditapes philippinarum (Manila clam), 641 nucleotides. RefSeq lists its product as uncharacterized. The transcript has 2 exons. The record is from RefSeq and is a predicted model, not a curated record. Bases 73 to 420 code for a protein of 115 amino acids. Lineage: Eukaryota; Metazoa; Mollusca; Bivalvia; Venerida; Veneridae.